AUGGCAGACACGUUAGUGCCAUGGGAACGAGACCCGCAGUACCUGACCCUGGGUAACCUGGUCGGGGUUGGCACAUUCGGCCAUGUUGUAGAAGGAACCCUACACCUACCUGGAGAACUACCGGUAAGAGUAGCUGUCAAAACUGUGAACACCAAAGACAAUUCAGGAUAUGUCCAAGCGGAUUUCAAUCGUGAGAUGGACAUUCUCAUCUACCUUUACGACAGAUCCUUACACAUUAAGGAAGAUGAAAAAGUUAUGCACCCAAAUAUCAUUCAGCUAUACGGCGUUGUUACCCUGUCUGACCCGAAGAGGAUAAUACUAGAAUUCGCCCCUCACGGAGACCUUCAGAUGUACCUGAAAAGACUACGAGACGACAUCAAUGCAGUGAACUGGGCCACUUUACUUGGUUUUGCCGUCGGUGUAUCUAAGGCUCUACAGGAGUUAGAAAGAGUCACUAUUGUCCAUCGUGAUGUGGCCGCUCGGAAUGUGGUCAUCACAGACGGAAUGGUCGCGAAGCUGGCAGACUUCGGUUUGGCCCGAGACGUCUACACCAACACUGCGUACGAGCACACCACUCACUGCGGGCGAGACGAGUUACUACCGCUAAAGUGGAUGGCACUGGAGUCUAUCCGAGAUGGAAUUUACUCCUGUCAGAGUGACGUGUGGUCGUUUGGUGUCAUGUUGUGGGAGAUUGCCAGUCUAGGAGAAGAGCCGCGCUACCCUGGGCCUUUCCGACCAAACUGUUGUCAGAUGGUCAACCUGCUUCGACAAGGAAAGCGCAUGGAGAAGCCUGAACAGUGUUCCAUUGACCUGUACAGACUGAUGUGUCAGUGUUGGUAUGAUGCUCCUGACCACAGACCGACUGCUGCUCAGCUUGAAGAAAGGCUUGCUGAGCUAGUUGAGGACAUAGAAAAAGAAGCCCAAGCCAAUGAUGGUGUUAAUCACCAUGAUGUCGUUUGGGAAACUACUGUAUGA
Branchiostoma floridae (Florida lancelet) is the source of this 975-nucleotide messenger RNA. Its product is annotated as proto-oncogene tyrosine-protein kinase receptor Ret-like. Gene Ontology annotation, cellular component: signaling receptor complex. The transcript has a single exon. NCBI's taxonomy places the organism in Eukaryota, Metazoa, Chordata, Leptocardii, Amphioxiformes, Branchiostomatidae. The record is from RefSeq and is a predicted model, not a curated record. Gene Ontology annotation, molecular function: ATP binding; transmembrane receptor protein tyrosine kinase activity. The coding region runs from base 1 to 975 and encodes 324 amino acids. Gene Ontology annotation, biological process: multicellular organism development; positive regulation of kinase activity; cell surface receptor protein tyrosine kinase signaling pathway.